This is a messenger RNA of Cynara cardunculus var. scolymus (artichoke), 2127 nucleotides long. RefSeq names its product L-type lectin-domain containing receptor kinase S.4-like. Gene Ontology annotation, cellular component: plasma membrane. The coding region runs from base 37 to 2040 and encodes 667 amino acids. Lineage: Eukaryota; Viridiplantae; Streptophyta; Magnoliopsida; Asterales; Asteraceae. The transcript has a single exon. Gene Ontology annotation, biological process: protein phosphorylation. Gene Ontology annotation, molecular function: ATP binding; protein kinase activity; carbohydrate binding. The record is from RefSeq and is a predicted model, not a curated record.
CCUCACUCUUUUCUCUGCUCCCAUGACCGACAAAUCAUGCUCCCACCGAUCCCAUACCUGCUUCUCCUUCUAUCUCUAUCAGUUCCAUCGUCUUUCUCACACUCCUUCAUCUUCAAUGGGUUCAAAGGUCUCAAUUCCACCAACAUAACCUUAAACGGAGUUGCAGAGAUCACUGGCAACGGUAUUCUCAAGCUCACCAACGUCACCUCUCACUUGAUCGGCCGGGGAUUUUACCCUGACCCAAUUCGUUUCAAGAAUCCCAUUACCAAAACUGCUCUUUCCUUCUCCACAUCAUUCGUCUUCUCCGUCGUGCCGCAGUACAUAAAACUCGGCGGCCAUGGUUUCGCUUUUACUAUCUCUCCGAACAAAGACCUCGCCGGAGCUCAAUCCACGCAGUACCUCGGACUCGUCAAUGUCACCAACAAUGGCAAUACGUCUAACCACAUGUUUGCUGUGGAGUUUGAUACCGUUCAAGAUUUCGAAUUCUCUGAUAUCGAUGAUAAUCACGUCGGCGUUAACAUCAACCGCAUGACGUCGGUGAAGUCGACGAGAGCUGGGUCUUUUGUUGAUGGCGAUUCAACAAAGCAAGAUCUUUGCAUACAAAGUGGCGAAAAGAUUCAAGCUUGGAUUGAUUAUGAUGCCGCGAAACCCGAAUUGAAUAUCACUCUAUCCCUGUUUCCAAAGAAACCAAACACGCCGAUCAUCUCUUUUCCGGUGGAUCUCUCGCCGGUUUUUCAAGAUUUCAUGUACGUGGGGUUUUCUGCAUCAACAGGUCGUCUUGCUAGCUCUCAUUAUAUCUUCGGAUGGAGCUUUAACAUGACCGGAAAAGCAGAAUCAUUGGAUCUCCAUCUCCUUUCACUUCCACCAUUCAAAAAGAAUCAAAAAGAUUUCAGAAUUUGGUGUUCUGUCUCUACAUCCUUAGCCCUUUUCAUCACUGUGAUUGUCGUUUCUGUUUAUGUUAUCAAGAAACUCAAGAACAUUGAUUUGGUUGAAGAUUGGGAAUUUGAUGUCGGCCCACAUAAAUAUUCUUACAAGGAGUUGAAGGGAGCUACAAAGGGGUUUCACGAAAAAGAAUUGCUUGGAUUUGGUGGAUCCGGUAAAGUCUACAAAGGGAUAUUACCAGAUUCGAAUACCCAAAUCGCAGUGAAACGAAUUUCACAGGAAUCAAAACAGGGGCUGACGGAAUUUAUAUCGGAAAUUUCGACCAUCGGCAGGCUCCGGCACCGGAAUUUGGUUCGGUUGUUGGGUUGGUGUAGAAGAAGAUGCGAGUUCUUUCUUGUAUAUGAUUUCAAUGCCAAUGGCAGCUUAGAUAAGUAUAUCUACAACAACCCCAAAAUGAUUUUAACUUGGGAACAGAGAUUUAAGAUCAUAAACGACGUAUCUAAUGGAUUGCUGUAUUUGCAUGAAGAAUGGGAGCAAACUGUGCUUCAUAGAGAUAUUAAAGCUGGAAAUGUGUUAUUAGAUUCAGAGUUCAACGGCCGGUUAGGCGAUUUCGGGUUGGCUAAGUUAUAUGACCAUGGUUCGAGUCCCUGCACAACUAAAGUGGUGGGCACAUUGGGUUACCUGGCUCCUGAGCUAACUCGAACCGGCAAGCCCACCACGAGUUCCGAUGUUUAUGCCUUUGGGGCUCUAUUGUUAGAGGUGGUUUGUGGGCGGAAACCCAUUGAACCCAAGGCGUCACCGGAGGAGCUCUUUUUGGUGGAUUGGAUUUGGGAGAAAUGGCGAGAAGGGGGGUUGCUGGAGGUGGUGGAUUCACGGUUAAAAGGUGUGUUUGAUGAGGUUGAAGUUAUGGUGGUUUUGAAGCUAGGGUUACUGUGUUCAAGCGAUGAGCCGUCGUUCCGGCCGAGUAUGAAACAGGUGGUUAGAUACUUGGAGGGGGAGGUGCCCUUGCCGAAGAUUCUAGCUCCGCCAUGUGAGGGUGGUGAGAAGGGUGGUUUUGUGGUGGAGUUUGAUAACUAUGCACCUCCAUUACCAUUACAGAAAGUGAAGAGUUGGUCAGUGGGAUACAGGGAAGGGGACGUUUAUCUCGAAGUUGGUUAACAUGGACUGCCACAUCAGCAUUCCAUUCAUCAUACAACUCUAUCAUUUUAUACCCAGACUCCAUAACACUCCAAUGAGUUUAAUGGA